UCCGCCAUGUCAGGGUAUAAGUUAGCUUACAUGAUGGAGAGAACAAGGUUACAGAAAUGAAACAUUUAAUAGAUAAACGCACAUCAGUGUGUUAAUGAGCAUCUGGGCGGUUUGCAUCGACAGGACCAGCAGAAUGAGCCGUCUGAGUCUCGCCGUCCCAGCUGAACAGUACCUCGCGGACAGUCAUGUGCUGUUCUACCUGAGCGAUGCUGUGACCCAACUGCUGGAGCAUAAAGAAGAGUACACCCAGUUCGGCCUGAUCCGCUACUUCGCUGAAUAUUUCAGCAGCGUGAAGAACUGCAACCACGUCCUCUUCAGGGAGUUUAACUACAUCCGGGCUACUCCUCAUAACAGGACGUCCUUCAUCAGAGUCUUCUGGAGAUGCUUCCGACAGGUUGGGAAGAGCGGAGACUUCCUGUCCGUGUUGGAGUACCGGUCUCUGCUGCAGUUACUGUGUCCAGACUUCCCGCUGGAGGUGGUUCAGAGUGUCGCCAGAAUUGUUCUGAUGGAUGACGCCACCGACUGUCUGAUGUCCUUCUCUGACUUCAUUUAUGCUUUCCAGCUGCAGUUCUACUAUCAAGAGUUCUUGGACAGCGUCUUGCUGAUCUACCAGGAUCUGCUAGCAGGAAAGAGUCCCAACACCGUCAUAGUCCCCACGUCCACCUCCGUCGAGCAGCUCCCCUCUGUGGCUGCAGAUGACAGCGAGAAGGUGGAGCAACAGCUGGACGGGGUGGAGCCAUCCACGCUGGCCGAGUGUGUGGACGCCCUCUGUGACCGCUUCAAGCACAGCCACCCGUCCAGGUCGUGUAUGAGGGAAAUCCUGGAGCAGACGGAUAAAAUUUCUUACUACAGCUUCCUCUUGAGUCUGGCCAGACACGAGAGCAUCAACCAGGCUGUUGGAGCGCUGCCCAGUAAGGCCGAGCUGCUCAUCGACCCAGAGAUGGACCAGGAACUGGACAAACUGAUCGCUCAGAUCUCGGUGAGUCCCGGCAGCAACAGCAGCGGCAGCGCCGUAGGGGUGCUGAAGGAGGUGCAGAGGAGGGCGUCCCCCCGCAGGAACAUCCACCACAGGAGGAGGAUGGAAGUGGAGAGCGACGGUUCCACCGAAGAGACCGACUCCUCUGAAAACUGAGCUUCAGCCUCCCUGCAGGGGGUGAGGCAGUGAUUUCCAGAUGGUGCUGUAAUCGUUCCUCAUUGGUUCAGGUGUAGCUGCGAGUAAACAAGGCUCACCAGGGAUUACACUACUGCUGGUAACUACUUCUUCUACUGAAUUACAACCACAUGCAGUAAUCAGUCUCUCCAGGAAUUUGUGAUGUUGUGAUCGCUAUUAACUCGGCCAGUUCCUCUCAAAUUAUGCACGUCCUUGCAAUUUUGUCCAAUCACUGCAAAUUUAAUGCAUCUCUGAUCAAUCUCACACUUCUCCGAGUUACCUGAUGCACGUAUGUCAUCAGAUUUACUUCCUGUUUCUCAUUAUUAACCUGCUGACGUGUGCAAGAGGAAUGACUUCCAUCUGCUAUCUGAUAUCGCUGUGAGGCUGCAUGCAAGACGCUUUUCCAGUGAUCAGGGAGGGGUUUAACCCACAUACAGCAUACAGCCCCCUGAAGCAGCCGGAGCAGGUUCAAAUCCUGGCUGGUGGCUUGUUGCUGCAUGUUACUCUGUCUAGUCAAGGUCCCAGAGCCUGAAAAAACUUUCCUGGUGUUGCUCGAGUGACGGUAGGCUGCAUGCAACAUUAUGCUGGAAGACAAACAAAAGUCAUCAACAGUUUUACUGCAGAACCUCCAGAAAAGGUCUGAAAUGUGCAAAUAGAUGAUGGGGACCAGAUCAGAAUAAAGUCCACCUCCCUUUCUUAAUUUUUCCUUUUUUUUUUUUUUGUGCUGGUUGUUAGAACAACAUUUACAGCUUCAGCAACAUCCUGCUGAGCAUUAAAAUACUCUCCCAGUCUGCUGAUUUCAAUAAAGAAUUUAUUGGAUUUAAUAAUCAGUAUUUUCCAGACAUUUCUGGUGCUUUUGCAAGUAAAAGAAAAAGAAUAAAAACCACUAAAACCUUUCCCAAAAGCUGCAGGAAAAUCAGGCAUUUUAGGUCACAACAAAAUAAAAAACCCUGGAGGGACUGAAGGAUGAAGAAGUUUCCUCUGUCAAAUUUUAAGUAAAAUAUUUGUUUCGUAACAUACAUCACUUUUAUACAUUUAAAAACCCUGAACUUUUUUUUUUUUUAACCCUGCCUUGUAUCGUCCAUCAUCUCAAACUUUUGAGGAUUUUUGUUCCAAAACGGCAAAAGUUUUCCAAAUUUAAAGCCAAAUGUUCAGAAAUAACUGAAACAGCUGAUCAGUUAAUAAUUCCUUUGCUUUUAUCUGAGAAGUAGUCAAUUAUUUCAGUUGAUUACUGAAACCAUAGCAACAGUACGAGUCAAAUAUUUAGAUGUAAAAUAAAGUGUGCAUUUAUUUUAACUUUAUUUGUGUAUAUUUAUGUAAAAACUGAAAAUGUAUGCAUAUGUAUAAAUAAUAAAAUAGUUUAAUCUUUCAUUCUUUUCCCGGUUUUAACCACAUUCUUGUUUGUGUUUCUAAAAAGUGAAGCUGGAGUAUCUGACAGGAAGCUGCUGGCAUCUCUUCACUUUUUAAACAAAGCACAAAUAAAGGAAACAAAGUAAAAACAUACUGUUGGUGCAAAGGAUUUACCUGACUUAUCAAUAUAUAUAAACAAUAUUAAAAUGAGUGUCUAUAGAUUUAAUUUUUCCUAAAACUUUUGGUCAGUAAUUCCACGUUAUAAUUUAUUCCUAAUUGCUGCUGUUUCACAGCUUGUCCUUUUUCUGACACUCCUGUUAUUCUGUAUUAUGAUGGUUUACGUGAUUAUUGUAAAUUCACUGUGGUGGAUAAAAUGGAAAGAAACACAGGAGCCAGAUAGAUCUUCAUCAUCAUCAUCACAUUGAACUCCUCCUGGUGCGGUAAGCUUUAACGAUUGGACAUUACCAGCUGAUGAUGAACUUCGUAUCUGUGCAGAGAUGAAACUAACGUGAAUGCGAUGAGUCCGACGCAUGCUGUGAAAAAUAAA
Molecule: messenger RNA, 3047 nt
Organism: Melanotaenia boesemani (Boeseman's rainbowfish)
Lineage: Eukaryota; Metazoa; Chordata; Actinopteri; Atheriniformes; Melanotaeniidae
Gene: cstpp1
Product: chromosome 10 C11orf49 homolog
Exons: 9
Coding region: 95-1132 (345 amino acids)
Source: RefSeq, a predicted model, not a curated record